Molecule: messenger RNA, 1278 nt
Organism: Sclerotinia borealis F-4128
Lineage: Eukaryota; Fungi; Ascomycota; Leotiomycetes; Helotiales; Sclerotiniaceae
Source: the annotation of a GenBank genome assembly
AUGGGAAACAGCGAGCAGGAACAGCAACACCCGGGAAACAGAAGCGAUCUACCGAUAUUGAACAUGACGCUGCCCAUCGUCGCGACGGGCAGUAAGUUUCCCGGAACGAGUAGCGCUGAUAAUUUAGCACCUGACGGUGGCUUUCGCGCAUGGGCGGCCGUCGCUUCUGGCUUUUUCAUUAUCAUGAAUACUUGGGGUAUAUUUAUUUCCUUCGGUGUUUUUGAAUCUUACUACGUCACGAAGCUGCAGCGCGACCCAUCUGAAAUAGCCUGGAUUGGCUCGUUCGAGAUUUUCCUUCUAUUUUUCUUGGGCAUAUUAUCCGGCUAUUUUACAGACAUGGGCUACUUUCGCACUCUCGUUACAACCGGCGCGUUCAUGACUGCCUUUGGAACCUUUAUGGCGUCAAUCUGCCAAGCAUACUGGCAGUUGUUUCUUGCUCAAGGAGUGUGCGUAGGUCUGGGUAAUGGCCUGCUCUUUGCUCCAGCUAUGUCCGUCGUUUCCACUUAUUUCCAAAGGAAACGAGCGCUAGCGAUGGGUACCGCAGCGUGUGGUAGCGUGGUAGGAGGACUUAUCUUUCCCAGCAUAGCCAGAACGCUAUUACCUUCCAUUGGAUUUGGUUGGACGAUGAGAGCCAUUGGACUCAUCCAACUAGUCACCCUGUUUACCGCUCUCGCUUUCAUAAGGCCAAGAAUCCCUCCAAGAUCUUCUGGAUCACUCAUCGACUGGCAAGCAUUCAAGGAAGUCGAGUACAGCCUUUUUGCAGUCGGAUCUUUUCUGACCUACACAGGGGCAUUUGUUCCCUUUUUCUUCUUGGCUUCAUAUGCUCGAGAUAUCCAGGGUAUGACAUACAUACAAUCUCUAGAUCUCUUAUUGAUACUCAACGGUGUGGGUUUACUUGGUCGUCUUCUCCCUAGUUUUCUUGCCGAAAGUCUUGGCAUGCUGAAUGUAUUCACUGCAAUGGUGUUACUCAGCUCUUUGUCUAUGUUUACCUGGACAACGGUCUCGUCUGUCGCCGGAUUAUACGUCUGGACGGUAUUCUACAGCUUAUUUUUCGGGGCAAGCAAGGAGUUCGGAUGGGAAUGGUGUUCGGGGUUCUUAGUUUUUGGAGCCCUCAUAGGUACACCAGUUGCAGGUUUACUCAUAACAACCUCUGGAAGAAGCUACAUCGGAGCACAAGCCUUUGCUGGAGCUUGUCUAGCAGCGGGAGGUGUUCUGUUUUUGACAGCAAGAGAAAUUAAGCGAAGAAAGACUGUGAGCGAGAUGUGGGUCAAACUUUGA